Molecule: messenger RNA, 4436 nt
Organism: Nezara viridula (southern green stink bug)
Lineage: Eukaryota; Metazoa; Arthropoda; Insecta; Hemiptera; Pentatomidae
Source: the annotation of a GenBank genome assembly
GAUACAAAACAUGAAUAUUGUAUUUGGAAAACAGCUGAUGAAAGUAUUUAGCUUCAUUUUUUAGCAUUUAAUUUAAUCUAUCAUUGAUUAACAAUAAUCAUGUCAAAUUUAGAUUUGUCCGAUAUCUUUUUACAAGACAUAGAACUUCAAGAAUUAGGUCCAUCAUUAUUCAGCAGGUUGCCGGCGACAUCCGCCCCCACACAGGGCCCGAGGACCAAGCUUCAGCCCCAGCAGAGUACUGUCUGGACAAGGAGGAUGAACGCUGUUUGUGUUCGGAGGGCAAGGAAGACUUACGGCAGCAAGUCAAACCAACAUGUCAUCUUGGAUAAUCUAAACAUGACUGUGCCAAAGGGUUGUAUAUAUGGCUUGCUGGGAGCUAGUGGCUGUGGUAAAACAACAUUAUUAAGCUGCAUCGUUGGCAGAAGAACUCUGAACAGCGGAGAGAUCUGGGUGUUAGGGGGAAAACCCGGAACUAGGGGGAGUGGAGUACCUGGUCCCAGGAUAGGCUACAUGCCUCAGGAAAUGGCCCUAUAUGGAGAGUUCACGAUCAAGGAAACAAUGCUCUACUUCGGCUGGGUUAAUAACAUGAAGACAGAAGAAAUAGAGGAGAGAUCUGCCUUCCUCUUCAACCUUCUGCAGCUCCCUGGGCCAAAUAGAUACGUUAAAGAAUUAAGCGGAGGACAACAAAGGAGAGUAUCAAUGGCGGCCACAUUCCUUCACCAACCAGAGCUGUUAAUUCUGGAUGAACCAACUGUUGGAGUUGAUCCACUUAUCAGGCAAAGCGUAUGGGACUACUUGGUUGAAAUAACAAGAGAGAAAACAACAACUAUAAUCAUCACUACACAUUAUAUUGAUGAAACUAAACAAGCCACGACUAUUGGUCUCAUGAGAGGAGGAAGAUUUUUGGCUGAAGAUUCUCCAGCUGCAAUCUUGAGAAAAUACAAUACAGAUUCAUUAGAAGAAGCUUUUCUCAAGCUAAGCAUUCUACAAAACCGAGGAAAAAGGAGGAGGAGCAGUAUAAGUUCCGAUAUUGUUGCAGCCAAGGCAGCCGCAAUGCCGGAGCUGGAAACCAUUGGAGCUGCAAACGAAGCAUUUGACAGUCAAUCAGAAAUCAGCGGAGAAUUCGGUGACAACAUGAGCAUAGCAAGUGUGCCGGCUGUCAUCAAACCAGAUAAUGCUGAUCCAUUGCCACCUGAUGAUGAAGUUGACUUCAAUUGGAAAGACAUGUUUUAUCUAAUGCAAUCCCACCAUAUGAAAGCACUAAUCUGGAAAAACGUACUUUGGAUUUGGAGGAACUUACCUAUGAUGUUGUUCAUUUUCGGAAUUCCGGUCUCCCAAAUGUCUUUCUUUUGCUGGUCUAUUGGUCACGAUCCUGUUGGGCUUAACCUUGCUGUUGUUAACCGUGAAGUCCCCCUCAAGACAUUCUGCACCUACAAUACUUCCUGUUCUUUUGAGAGUAUGAGCUGUCGAUAUCUGAAGCACAUGUCAGAUUGGAAACACAACCUGAUACCAUACUCCUCCGCAGAAGAAGCGAAAUAUGCCGUGAAGAGGAACUGGGCCUGGGCUUACAUUGACAUUCCGCCAAACUUUUCAGAAAUGCUCGCUUUGAGAGUAGAAACUGGAAAAGACGCAAACAAUACUAUCAUAGACGGGAGCCAAGUAUCCAUCUACCUCGACAUGUCCAAUCAACAAAUUGCUUAUUUGCUGCAAAGGCAAAUCAUAACAGCUCUUAAGAGUUUUGCAAAAGACAUGGCAGGUGCUUGCAGUGUGCCAGAAAGUAUGUUGGAUGUUCCUAUGAAGAUGAAUGAUCCAAUAUAUGGACCAUCAGUUCCAAAUUUUACUGAUUUCGCAGCUCCAGGAGUAAUGUUGACGAUUGUUUUCUUUAUUGCGGUUUCUUUGACAUCAGGUACGAUGAUGAUAGAGAGGGAUGAAGGUAUUUUGGAAAGGUGCCUUGUUUCAGGAAUCACAGGCUUAGAAAUUCUGAGUGCACACGUUGUAACACAGUUUUUUGUGAUGUUAUGUCAGGCUAUCGUGACUACUGUUACAGCUUUGUAUGUAUUUAAUAUAUCCAAUGAAGGAGAUAUAGUCUGGAUUACAUUGAUGAUGGUCUUAAGUGGAGUAUGUGGAAUGACUUAUGGUUUUGUGUUAUCUUCUAUUUGUGACAACCUCAGAAAUGCUACUUACCUCUCUGUUGGUAGUUUCUUGCCAUUUAUAAUGCUUUGUGGAAUCAUCUGGCCUGUACAAGGAAUGAGCAAGCUCUUACAAAUGGUUAGCUUCUUCCUCCCGCUGACUCUUUCGACGGAAUCACUUCGUUCAAUCCUCGCCAGAGGAUGGGACAUCCACCAUCCGGUAGUUUAUAAUGGCUUCCUUGCUUUAGGCGCCUGGACUAUCAUUUUUAUGAUAAUAAGUGUGCUUCUGUUAAAAUUUAAGAGAGGCUAGAAUAAUUUAAUUUGAAUUUAGGACUAUCAUUUUAAUAAGAGCGAGUGAUUUGGAAAUAAGAUUCUUACGACAUCUUGCUCUUAAGAAUAUGUACUAAUGCAUUGAAAUGCAAAUAGAUGCUGUAUUUAAUAAGAAGAUUUAUAUAUCAGCGAUGAAUUAAUCUUCUUGUUACUAUUUAUGCUUUGCCAUCAAACUGAACUGUGAUCCAUUAGUCUAAAAUACAUUUAAGAUUUCUAGUUCUUAACUUAGGAAAAUUAUUUAAUUCCAAAUAAACUAUUCUUAGAGAAAAAAAAAAUUUUAACAUAGAUAAUCUAGGUCUGUUAAGGAAUCUAUUUGAUUUUUUUAUUAAUUCUGACAAAUCUAGUCCUCAUUUGAUUAACUCUAACCAUGACAAUGCAGUUAGUUUAUGCCAGUCAAGUUAAAACUAUUUUAAAUAAGUUCUGUUUUUUAAAAAUGUAAAGAAGACAAGUAAAAACAAAAUUAACUAUGCCCAAUAAAAUACAUUAAGUUUAAUUUCAUUUAUAUAAUUAAAGCAAAAUCAAUUUAAUUUAAUCUUCAUUUGAUUUUUUUUUCAAAAACUUUUCAACAUUAAAAAACUGUUUUUCACUGAUAAUAAUAAAGAAAAAAAAUAUAAAUUUUUGUAGAUUAUAAAUGAUGCCCGAGAAAUAAUCAUUGCCUUCCUAUAGUCUCACAAAUAUUUUUUACAAAUAUAUUGGCCAAAGAUGUAUCAAAAGUUUGAAAUUUUUGAAAGGAAAAUUCUUGAUAAAACUGAUCAACAAAUCUUCUAUAACCUUCAUCUUUCUUGUGGGAAUAUUCAUAGGGAUUUCUUAUCAAAACUUAUGUAUUUCUUUAUAAUGUUGUGAGAUAAUGAACGUAAUUCGCACACAAGAAUAUGGCAGCUUGGAAAUGAAAAUAGUCUUUAGGAGGAAAAGAAACUCCACACUUAGUUGACCGGAUGAAUGGCACGUUUGUUUUCAUUUUGUCGUAUAUAUUUCAUUUUUCUUCAUAUAUGAACAUUUUCAGGAAACAAUUUAAAUGAAGAAAAAAAAAUGGAAAUUAAUUAAUUAUUUAUUAAAAUUACAUAAUACUAUUUUUAUCUGACCUUUUAAAUGUAUUAAAAGGGAAACAAUAAAUAUAACUUUAUAUCACCUAAGUUCGCACAUGGUCUGCCAUUUUCUUGUUAGCUCUUCUCAUUUCUGAUAUAUCAUACCUCAAGUUAUUUAAAAAUCUUGUCUAUUUUUGAUAUAAUAACUUCAUAAAAUAGGAGUAAAGACACUUCUAAAUACAAUAUUAUUUUUAUAUAUAAAGUUCUUUUUAUUAACACCAAAAUUUUAUAUUUUACAUUAAAAGACAAUGCACUAAUAAAAUUAUUUAAAAUAUUUUUGAAUUAUCUAAAACUAUUCAACCACUUAUGAUUUUAAUUAAUAUAUCUAUAAUUUCUUCAAUAUUUUUAGAGCAGUUACACAUAUUUAGCAAUGAUUUUCACUUGUAUAAAUAUAUGUAAAUAUUUAUUUCAUAUGUACAAUUAAAAUAUGAUUCAUUCUAAAAUGAUUAUUUAUUAAUAAGUUUUUUUUAGUAUUUAUCAUUAAUCAAUAAAUCAUAUUAACCAAUUUUUUUGUUAUUUAUGAAUACUUAUUUCUGAGAAUGACUGUAAUCAUAAAAAAGUUAUUGAACUAUAAAAAUGAAAUUAUUAGUUAUUUGAUAUUUGUAGUUAGUGUUACAAUUUGUUGUCAUUAAGUUAUUGUUAAAUUAAUAGUACUCUUAUAUGAUUGUAAUCAAUAUAGGAAGCGUAGAAGACUGUAGUUUUUUGUUAGUAAAAUAUAAGAAAUAUUUUUGCUCAUUUAGCCAUGUAAUAUAAUAGUAAUUAUUAUUAUGUUUUAUAAUAUUGAUUGUUAUAUUUGUAGAACUUAGAGAAAAAAAUGUUUCUUUGUACAUGAUUAAUAAAUGAUAAAAUGAAUAAAUCUUGUGGCCUUUUUUAUUUUAUUUUGUAAUUGAGG